AUGGUUGCGGUUGCGGCAGCCAUGCAUGGCCGUCGUCUCCUCCUCCUCCCCGCUGCGCUCCUGCACCUGCACCUGCACCUGCUGCUGGUGCCACUGCCACCAGCAGUGCAGGCGCGUGUGACGGCCCUGAUCGUGUUCGGCGACUCCACGGUCGACGCCGGCAACAACAACGCCAUCCCGACGGCGGUGCGGAGCAACUUCCCGCCGUAUGGGCGGGACUUCCCGUUCCCCGAGGGGCGCGCCACGGGGCGGUUCAGCAACGGCCGCGUGGCCACCGACUUCUACUCGGAGGCCCUCGGGCUCGGGCGCGCCUUCGUGCCGGCCUACCUUGAUCCGGCCUACGGCAUCCGGGACAUGGCGAUCGGUGUUUGCUUCGCCUCCGCCGGCUCCGGGCUUGAUGUUGCCACCUCACGUGUCUUUAGAGUGAUCCCCCUGUGGAAGCAACUGGACAUGUUCCGGGAGUACAAGUCCCGGCUGGCUGAUCACUUGGGCGACGCCGAGGCACACGCCGUGGUGGCCGGCGCCGUGUACGCCGUCAGCAUCGGCACCAACGACUUCAUCGAGAACUACUUCGCGCUGACGACGACGCGGUCCCUCGAGUUCACGCUGGCCGAGUACACGGACUACCUCGUGGGCCUGGCCCGGGGCUUCCUGGCGGAGCUCUACGGCCUGGGCGCCCGCAAGCGCGCCCGCGCCCUCGGCCACCGCUGCGCCGAGGAGUACAACGCCGCGGCGCGCGCCUUCAACGCGGCGCUCGUGGACAUGGUGAGCGAGCUGGGCGGCGAGCUGCCGGGCGCCGAGAUCCGGGUGGCGGAGGUCUACGACUUCUUCGAGGACAUGGUGCGCGACCCGGGGAGGCACGGCUUCGCGCGCGCCGACGUCGGGUGCUGUGGGACGGGCACCUACGAGAUGGGGUACGCGUGCGGCGCGUGGGCAGCGGCGCCGGCGGGGACAGGGACGUGCCCGGACGCCGACCGCUACGUGUUCUGGGACGCCGUGCACCCCACGGAGCGCGCCAGCCGCCUCGUCGCCGACCAUCUCAUCAACACCACCUUCGGCCGCUUCGUCUGA
This is a messenger RNA of Miscanthus lutarioriparius, 1071 nucleotides long. Lineage: Eukaryota; Viridiplantae; Streptophyta; Magnoliopsida; Poales; Poaceae. The record is from the annotation of a GenBank genome assembly.